UGAAAUGUUUAUGCACUGAAAAUUUAUUUAGUCACUGACUUACAUUUGUUUUGUUUCAAAUGUGAGAUGAACGACAAUGCUUUAGAUUAAUAGCGUAAAAGUAAAAAAGAGUGAUAUCUGUUUCUUAAAUCAUCGUACUGGUUCGUCCGAAUGUUUUGAAUUUAACUCAUUGUUUACUGUGGGCUAUGCUCAAGUGUAAAAGCACUUUCCUAUUAACUACGAUAACCGCCUGUUCCUGUGAACAAGUAAAAAUUUGUACUACUUCUUAGAAGUUAUGAACAACUGGCUUUGUUUCUCGCCAGAUUAGCUACAAUUUGCAGUGAUUUCUACAAAUCUGGCACCCAAGUAAAUACCGUCAUUGUCCAGGUCCAAAGAGACUAUACGGAGUCUAUAUUUGAUCGUUUUCAUUUUUUUAGCUAAAUUUUUAGCUAUAUUAUAUCAAUUUACUUCUUCCUCUUACUAGUUCUUUCUGAGAAGCCAAUGUUGCAGUCAUGAAGUACUUUAUUUCUCAAUUCUCCAGAUAUGGCAGACUGAACUGGUUUCGAAAAAGUGCUACUACAUUUACGCCUAAAAAUUUGAAAUCCUUGACUCCUUACGAAAUAAUGGAGCUUCCGAGAACAUGUACUCCAGCUGACAUCAAGAGAAAAUACAUAGAAUUGGUAAAGCUGCGUCACCCAGACAAGAACAAAAGUGGGUCCCCUGAGGAUGUUGCUCUGAAAGCACUUGAUGAAAAGAACCGGCAAGAAUACUUCCGUCUUCUGGUAGCUGCAAAGUCCUUGCUAACCGAUCAUCAACGGCGCCUCGAGUAUGACCGCUUUGGGUUCCACUGGAAUCAACUGUCUGGUUCACAACCUUCUCCUAAACCAUCGGCGAAUCCCAGAUAUCCUAUGUAUUCUCGUUACCGCCGCUCUUCUGGAAUGGGAAGCUGGGAAGAAUAUUACUACAACUCAUUUGAUUUUGAACAAAAUCAUAAAGCAAAGGGUGAUUUUAAAAAGGAAGACGACGAGGGAAUGAUAGUUUUUGCGGCUAUCCUUUCUUUACUUAUCAUCUUUUCGGUGUAUUCAAACUACAGAAAUUCGAAGUUUUACCGAGAAGCUCGUGCUGCUGCAAUUGAACAGUCAGAAGGCGAUUUUGGUGCUUACAGUACUGGAAUGUCUGAUUUAAGUAAGGACGAUCGUAUAUCACGAUUUUUGAUCAUUCGUGAUCAAAGCCUAAAGUCUGAUUCCUCCCCCUCUUCUUCCAGUUCUGAACUUCCAUUGCACACUUCUUCCCCUUCCUUGGCUCCGUCUUCUUCUUCUGAGUUAUCAUUACCUGCUCCUGCUUCUCCCCCCUCUUGAUGCUUCUAAAUAUUUAAGUUUUUUUUUCUGUCAACAUUUUUUCAUUUAAUCUAGUAUCUGUGCUACCACUGUCUUUAUUAUUUUUUCUAUUUUACCAUGUCUUAUGUUCGUUUUUCUAGCUGUUCUUUGAGUAUGAAAUCGCAUGAUUUAGUUUAGUUUUUGACCUAACAGCCAAGAAAACAUAUUGUAUUUACAACAUACUGAACUUAAUGAAAAAAAAAACUAAUUAUCCUAUUCUAUUUGAAAGGAGAGGAGGUAUUAAUGAUUAUAGUUAAAUAUGGAAUGGAAUUUCCUUAAAGAUGUCGGACACUUUGCGACACGGUUUCAUAAACAUAAAAUGUAGCAGCAUUCACGGGAGCUGCACGUACAAUAACUGGAAUGAAGCCUCUAUAAAACCCCUUCAUACCGGAGGUUGAAUAGAUUCCUUGAGCACAUUGCCAGGCAUUUUUAUAAAUAGCUUUCGAUGAGAAGCCGUCAGUCUGUAUUUUAGACUUGACAAUGUCGAAAGGAUAGGCUAAUAUCCACAUCGAGUAUCCACAUGCUGCACCAAAAACACAUAGUUUCCAACCUGGAAUUUGAGAACGGUCCUUCAAUUGAUGCUUUUCCAUGCUACGCUUUAUCAACGUUUCAUAAGUCAGAAAAUAUACACCUGAACCAUGACCUUCACGAAGGGCAGUAGGAAUAAACCCUUUCAUAAUUCCUUUUAUUCCAUAUUGAGAAGAGAUUUUCCUGAUACAAUCCAAUGGUCCACUAUACAACUUAUUGGCGUCCGUCUGGAUUUGAAGACGAAUACGAAUAUGCUCGACAGGACCCACUAAGAGCGAAUUGGCCAAUCCAGAGAUGGCACCGGCAGUAUAAAACUGAGGUACCGACAUGGGAUUUCCAUUACGACUGAAAAAUCGUUUGGUAUACUCAUAUGUAGCGAAUUGGAUGGAAACACAAAAUCCAAUUCCUAAGAGCGGCGUCACGGUACCUUUAUAAAAUGCCCCAAGACCUUCAUUUUUGGAUAUCUUUUUGACACAAUCUAUAGCAUUAUCGUACAGUGGAGAGCCAAAGCUUUGAGACUGAAGACGAACUUUUACACAAUCAAAAGGUUGACCGACUAAAACUUGUGCUAUACCUCCAGUUGCACCAGCAAAAAAGUCUUUUGCCUAGAUAAUUGUUGUUAGCUCGCGUUUUUUUGUAAACUUUUUAAAAAAGUUUUUCUGGGUCACCACUAAGUAGCGGGGGGCGAUUUAACCAAAUUUUUCUCUUUCUUUUUUAUAUUUUUUUCUCAAUAUUUACUACUUACCGAUUGUAAAAAUGCUCCGUCUGUCAUCUAAGAAAUAGCCCAAGAUGGUGGUAUGGUUUUCGCAAUUCAAGAAGUAAGCUAUGGUUACGACUGAAACGUUUAUGUCCUGACAAAGAAAUCCAGAAUUUAGUGAACGAGAAACUUUGAGAAGGAUAAAUAUCAGUAAGUUUUAUUUCAGUAUCAAGAUAAUCGGAAGUUAUCUUUCUGUUGGGUUCCUAAUGAUUGUGGUCUUUAAUCUAAUACAGUUCAUUGUUUCACUUAUAACCAGCCUAGUUUCUAUAUUAAUGAUAUUUUCUGUUAUGGAAAUAUAUGAUUAAAAAAUAAUACAAAGUUGUUCAGAUAGUGUACAGCAUUUGCUUGAUCAUAAA
Messenger RNA from Schizosaccharomyces octosporus yFS286, 2996 nucleotides. Its product is annotated as DNAJ domain-containing protein DNAJB family protein. NCBI's taxonomy places the organism in Eukaryota, Fungi, Ascomycota, Schizosaccharomycetes, Schizosaccharomycetales, Schizosaccharomycetaceae. Bases 492 to 1337 code for a protein of 281 amino acids. The transcript has a single exon. The record is from RefSeq and is a predicted model, not a curated record.